CGGUAUAAAAACGUUUGUGGCAACUGCAGCCAAGUCAAAGCACUUUUGACGAGCCUCCCAACGCAGUACCAGCUAUCAAAUCGCGAAUCCGAAGUCAUGACGCUCACCCACGCCUCCUUCGCAGCCCUCGUCUUGGCCCUCUGCUGCCUCAGUUUCAUUCAGGCCCAGCCUCAACGCGGAAUUCCCCCACCCCGCGGAAACUCCUUCGACGCGAACGCGGUGAUCCUCAAGCAGAACUUCGACCAGAAUCCCGAUGGCUCCUAUCAAUACAACUACGAGACGAGCAACGGAAUCCGAGCGGAUGAGGCUGGCUAUCUGAAGAACCCGGGCAGUCAGAUCGAGGCUCAGGUGAUGCAGGGCUCCUACUCGUACACCGGACCCGAUGGCGUGGUCUACACCAUCACCUACAUUGCUGAUGAGAACGGAUACCGCGCCGAAGGUGCCCACAUACCCACUCCGCCUCCAGUUCGCGCCGCCGCCGCUCCCGGAAGAUUCUUCAAAUAAUCCGCUCCGUGGUAGAAUCGUGUUUUAAUUCUUCAUCGUCAUGCUCAAGUUGGCAAUCAUUUCGUUGGGGGCCAGUGCCGAACUGGCCGAAAGUGAACCAGAAACAGACAGAGAGGGAGCAGCUGCUCGUUGGAGGUCAUCAUCCCACCCAGAAUCAUUUCCAUUUUAUAUCCCGCCCCUGACAAAUCUCACUCCCUUCGUGCUUCAUCUGUGCAUUUCUACAGCCAAUUCGCAUUCUACAUUCUACUUAGUGCUUAACGAACUUCGUGUGAGAUUAACAUUUGUAAAUUACGUAAGAUCGAUUGUUAAAUGUCGUACGGCAACGCAUGCUCAGCAAUAAAACAAAAAUUGCACAAAAAUCAA
This is a messenger RNA of Drosophila yakuba, 867 nucleotides long. RefSeq names its product cuticle protein CP14.6 (gene Cpr47Ea). Gene Ontology annotation, cellular component: chitin-based extracellular matrix. The record is from RefSeq and is a predicted model, not a curated record. Gene Ontology annotation, molecular function: structural constituent of chitin-based larval cuticle. The coding region runs from base 97 to 504 and encodes 135 amino acids. The transcript has 4 exons. Lineage: Eukaryota; Metazoa; Arthropoda; Insecta; Diptera; Drosophilidae.